UUAUAUCCCAGAGUAGGGCAGGCAAUACCAGGCACCAGGAUAAGAGGGCGGUAAUCACCAAGGCAUAAUAUGAAUCGUCAAGCGGAGCUGGCAUGACUGGCGGACACAUGAAUCGCAUGCGAAGCCUUGUCCGAUUGUUGACACACAGCAAUAGAACUGAAUUGAUGGCAUUACAGUACAAAUGAUUCAUUCCAUCCACCAGCAUCACAAUUCUAUUGUCGCUGUCUCCGCCACUGCUCCUCUCCUCUGCCUCCUCCCGCGACAGCCGCCCUCCUCCGCCCUGCCCUCCCUCAUCCAUCUCCAUCCGACAACAAUCCCCACGGUCGCAUCCCCCCAGAAACCCCUUCUCUCCUGCGACAACCCCCUAUUCACUGCCUCCAGGGACCCCCAAUAUGACAGCCCCCAACGAGGGGAUCCUCUUCCCACCUGGAAGCCCCACAUCCGUGCCGUCCGUGCUCGAGUCGCCCGGCUUAUCUUGGAGACCCCGCGACAGGUGAUCUGCUACGGAGUAGUGCGUCGUUCUCUCAUCGUGAGGGGCUUGCGGGAGAGAAUAGGGUAUCCUCCACAGAUAACUCGGCACGGAAAUAUAAUUGGCACGUGGGCUUAUGUGAUUUGCAAAGAGAAUAGAUUGCAAGGGAGGCGCUACAGCCAUGAUAUUCUUAUAUCUUUUGAUUAUAAUAGAAUUGGCUAUCUGCAGCGUAACAUCUCACUCCCGAUUCUAUGGAGUAAAGCUCUUAUACUCGAGAGACCGAUGUGAUGAGUCCCCGCGGCAGGCCGCCAAUCGGCAUUGAUAUCCCUGCAAGGGGAUGGAAUGAGACUUCCGCCUUUGCAGGAACAGGUAAUGUGAGACGGUGGCGCGCGCCGAAGUGAUCCAUCGAUUGUCGACGCGUCCGUCGGUCAAUCCAGCAGGUUCAGGGUCAAACAGAUCAAGAUGAGACGUUCAAAGCGGACAACGGACAACGGAC
This is a messenger RNA of Aspergillus heteromorphus CBS 117.55, 965 nucleotides long. RefSeq lists its product as uncharacterized. The record is from RefSeq and is a predicted model, not a curated record. The transcript has a single exon. Lineage: Eukaryota; Fungi; Ascomycota; Eurotiomycetes; Eurotiales; Aspergillaceae. The coding region runs from base 182 to 757 and encodes 191 amino acids.